AUGCGGAGCAGAAGUACUCUUUGGGGGCGAGAGGUCAACGGUUUUAUGGGUCUACAAGCAAACGCAAACCCCCCUCGUGGCUCCGCAGCUGUGGCCACACGACACAACAGGCAAGUGGAGAGAAAGGCACACUCGAAAGGUGGGAUUCACACAUUUCCGACGGUCGUCGGCUCCACCGGCUGUACCUUUCAACCGCAGAAGCUCAAGCCUGCGAACUUGACGAGCGGAGUCGGGCCUGAAAUGUCCUUUCCGGUCGAGGCACGCACGUGCAAAUGA
Protopolystoma xenopodis is the source of this 276-nucleotide messenger RNA. The record is from the annotation of a GenBank genome assembly. Lineage: Eukaryota; Metazoa; Platyhelminthes; Monogenea; Polystomatidea; Polystomatidae.